AUGGCUGAUUCACCGUCAUCCGACGACAGCUCGCAAGGCUCCGUAGACGAGUUCACCACCACCACCACCACCACCACCACCACCCAGGCGGUCGCAAAACCGCCUGCGCUCAAGGACAAGGAAUGCCCGUACUGCCACCAGCACUUCACCUCGUCUUCCCUCGGCCGGCAUCUAGACCAGUUCAUCUCCAAGAAAAAGGCCGACGGUGUCCACGAUGUCGAAGAGAUCCGCAGGCUGCGCGGGGGGAUCACGCGGCGCACCGCCAGAGGAUCGCGAAAGGAGAGAGACAAGAAGGACCGCGGCGAGACAGUGUCGUCCUCACAGGCGUCUCCGGGUCCAUCAGGGAUUCACUCGGACGCCGCCGCAGGGCAGGUCAGCGGAAGCGACCUGAACAGAGUACCGCCCAGCGGAAUACACAUAAGGUUGAACAGACUGAACUGGCAGUCGACCGGGGUGAUCACGGACCCUACCACCCUGGACUCGCCGGUGUCUGUGAUGCCUCCUACGCCAGCAGCGGGGUUGGCGAGCCCGUCUGGAGGAGUCAAACGCAGCUUCUCGACCUACGCGCAGGAUCUCGGGUCUGCCGGGGGGUCUAACAACAAUGCAGACACGACGCGAGCGCUGGAGCUGGCGCUGCGCGAGGUGCUCGAUUCUCUGCGCGCCGCCACCAAACACGCCUCUCCUACGCCGUCACCGUUCAAAUUCGACGUCCAGUCCCAGACGUAUCCGUCGCUGUGUCUAAAGAUGCUUCCCGCGCCGGCCACGCUCUUCCAGGCGUCGCCUUUCGCCACGCCGCAGUCGAUCCCCAUCGCCCCGCCCGGGCCAGACCAGCUGCAGCCGCUGCGGCAGAAGCUCACCAUGGCCAUCGACUUCUGGAAGUGGCAGGCGCUGCGGCUCGCGCAACCGACCACCUCCAACAUCGCGGAAGAGGCGGAUUUCCUGAGCCGCAGCGCGGCGCAGUGGAGCGAGUCGACGCUCAACCACCUCGAGACGUGCUACCAGAACUGGAUGGUGCAUCCGAUCGAGGUGCGCACUCUGCUGUGGCAGGUCGAGCUGCUGCGCUCGUACAACAGCGAGCAGCAAAGGGUGGCCGAACUCGAGGAAAAGCUGGAGACUCUGCAACAGGAAACGAACCAGCUGCAGCAGCAGGUCGAGUACCUGUCCCGGUGCCAGUGGCCGAGGGAGAUGGCGCUGUGGCCGCCGGAGCGGAGGACGUUUGGCGCGGCGAUGCGCGAAGAGCUGCGGCUGAUGAACCUGAACAAGAUCCCCGGGGCCGAAGAAUACAGCAACAACAGCAUCCAGCUUCCCGAGAGUGUCUACGCGAGAGGCGACAAGUGGGACUUCGACAAGCUGGUCAACAAGUGGAAGACGCAUCUCAAAGAAGACAAGAACAGGAGGAUUCCUGCGUCGUCUCACAUGUCGGCGGUGGAUUCCGGAGCGAAACAGGCGACGACGCCAACGACGACAACGGGGACAACGGGGACCGAGCUGAAACGGGCGCAGACCGACCCGGGCAAGAAUCCCUCUGCGAGUGUGACUAUGAAUGGACUGGCGAACGGGCAGUCACCCAAUCUCAACUCGACCGGAACUCCUACCACCGCUGCCGCCGAUGAUCACAGGAGGAAAGGUACGAUGACGAGUACCAGCACGACGAGGAGCCUUCCGAAGGGAAAUGUCAAUAUCAAUCUAGUCUCUGAUUUUUGA
Messenger RNA from Exophiala spinifera, 1704 nucleotides. RefSeq lists its product as uncharacterized. The transcript has a single exon. The record is from RefSeq and is a predicted model, not a curated record. Bases 1 to 1704 code for a protein of 567 amino acids. NCBI's taxonomy places the organism in Eukaryota, Fungi, Ascomycota, Eurotiomycetes, Chaetothyriales, Herpotrichiellaceae.